Pseudopipra pipra is the source of this 1457-nucleotide messenger RNA. Its product is annotated as HORMA domain-containing protein 1-like. Lineage: Eukaryota; Metazoa; Chordata; Aves; Passeriformes; Pipridae. The record is from RefSeq and is a predicted model, not a curated record.
CGCACGGCCCCGCCCGGAGCCCCCUGAGGGACAGGGCGGGAAAAGCGGCCCGGCCGAGCCUGAGGGACGAGGCGGGGAGAGGCUGAGGAAAGUCGCUAGGCGCUGCUUGAGGCCUCGGGGGAGGCCUGUGCUGCUGUGGGAAUCAAGGAUCUGAUGCUGGGGGUUAUCAGACAGACUGUCCUGCUCUGUUUGCUGACAGCUCCAGGUUGGUUUGAGCUGGCAGAAGAGUCUCUGCAAAAUGGCAACUGCUCAGAAGCAAAGGAAUUGCACGAGUGCAGUUGUAUUCCCUAAAAAGAUCGCCACGGAGCAGCAGUCCCUGAUGCUGGUGAAGAGGCUCCUGGCAGUGGCCGUGUCCUGCAUCACCUACCUGAGAGGGAUCUUCCCUGAGAGUGCCUAUGGAACCAGAUACAUGGAUGAUGUCUGUGUCAAAAUCCUGAGGGAAGACAAGAACUGCCCUGGCUCCAGCCAGCUGGUGAAAUGGAUGCUGGGGUGCUACGAUGCCUUGCAGAAGAAAUACCUCAGGCAGAUCGUGCUCGCAGUCUAUACCCAGCCAGAGGAUCCUCAGACGGUCACCGAGUGUUACCACUUCAAGUUCAAGUACACCCAGCACGGCCGCUCCUGGAUUUCGGCAGGGAUCCCUGUGGCUCUCCCAUCCCGUGUUUGGACACGAGGAAGGCCAGCAUCCUGCUCAUCCAUGAGCUCUAACAUGACUCUGUGUCCCAGCAGGGAUCCCUGUGGCUCUCCCAUCCCAUGUUUGGACACGAGGAAGGCCAGCAUCCUGCUCAUCAUGACAUCUAACAGGAAUUUGUGUCCCAGCAGGGAUCCCUGUGGCUCUCCCAUCCCAUGUUUGGACACGAGGAAGGCCAGCAUCCUGCUCAUCCGCAAGAUCUUCGUGCUGAUGCAGAACCUGGGCCCGCUGCCCAGCGACGUCUGCCUCACCAUGAAGCUGCUCUACUAUGAUGAGGUGACACCCCCCGAUUACCAACCCCCGGGCUAGGAGGCCCAGUGCGAGGGGCUGCUGUUCAACGAGGAGCCCACCCACCUCAACGUGGGCGAGGUGCACCCCUUCCACCUGCUCAAGCUCAAGGUCACCACCGAGAAACAGCGCAUGGAGCACGUGGGCAGAGACCUCCUGGGGCAGGGGGAGAGGGAGGAGUCCCUGCAGCCCGGAGAGGAGAUCCAGGACGUGAAUGAGGAUCCUGCCCCGGACACCAAAGUGGGGGAUGAGAACCACGAGGAUGUUUCAGAAGCUCAAGAAACAAACUCCACCUGUGGAGAGGAAGCUGGAGGGCUCCAAACUCCAAAUGUUUCUAAUCCUCAGGUGGAUCAUUUGGCCCAAAAAACGUCUGAGCUGGUUGUGUCAGAGAGCAGGACGAGGAGUGGGAAGAUAUUUCAGAGCUGCCUUGUUAGUACCACGUUGUUUUCCUUUAGUUCUUCCUGUUUUCUGUUCUUGUGGA